Molecule: messenger RNA, 4364 nt
Organism: Cataglyphis hispanica
Lineage: Eukaryota; Metazoa; Arthropoda; Insecta; Hymenoptera; Formicidae
Gene: Pits
Product: probable E3 ubiquitin-protein ligase IRF2BPL
Exons: 5
Coding region: 1028-2575 (515 amino acids)
Biological process (GO): regulation of transcription by RNA polymerase II
Cellular component (GO): nucleus
Molecular function (GO): transcription corepressor activity
Source: RefSeq, a predicted model, not a curated record
GGGGGAGAGGGGAAGGGAAAACGAGCGCGUAGAGCCGAGCGCAGCCGAACAAACGCGAAACGUCGGGCGCGCUCGAGGGAGAGAGAGAGGGAGAUAGGGAAAAGUACCGUAUCGAGGGAGACGAUACUAGUAAUCGGGAGGAGGGAACGACGGUCGCGUAGCCUCGGUUUUACCGCCGCAUUCUCCGAACGUUCGUCUCUUCGUACGCCAGCCUAGCUAGACGGACGUGCGUAUCGUCCUGUCGCGCGCGUACAUCCGUAUCGUUCGGCGUUUCGCGUGUUCGUUCCCGUGUACGGUUUUGUUCGGAGCGGUGAGAAACUGAGAGAAGAAUUACAUACACGUUAUUAUUACGCGGAGGACGAGGACGGCGGCGGCGGCGGCCAUCGUGCCCGGUGCUCGCUUCAUUUCCCGGUGUGUGCGGGACACAGAUCAGUGAUAUAGAUAUUGCGUCUCGGCGUCUCUCAGUCAGUCCGUUGUACAAAAGGCGCGUCGUUCGCGAGUGUUCUCUCCGCGGAUUCCCGCCAUUCCCGGCUUUCCGAUCGUUCGUUUGAUCGAAUCGGAGCGCCCUUCGCGGGCGUCGCUUCGCGCCGUUCAUCCUCUCGCGGCUCAUGUGCCCGCGAGCCGUGGUGACGACGGAGCGCGCGCGAGACGAGUGGCAAUUGACGUUAUCGUCGUCGUUAUUUCGAGCGACGGCUAUUUCUCGGACGAGUAGUGCGGCGGAGGCUCGUAUUUUCCACGGUCGGAAUCGAUCUUUGCUUCGCAAAGUGGCAGAGUGAUCCAAGCGGAAGAGGCGAGAGGAAAGAGAGACGAGAGAGAGAGAGAGAGAGAGAGAGCGCGUUGUGUGGCGGAGAAAAGUCGUAGAUUGUGGUGAACGAGAGGAAAUAGAGCGAGGUGUUACUGUAGGACGACUCUAGUACGUAAGAACGCAAGAGAUACAUCUCGCGGUUAAUAAGAGGUACAGAGCGUCCCUCGUUAUAUUACACAUACCGAAAGAUCGAACGGUGGAUGUGUAAAGUGAUAUAAAGCUAUGGAACGACGCAGAGUGGACGACGACGAUCGCGGUAUCCGUCAUCAGCGUGCGAGCAGCGGCGGUUCCUUCGGCGGCAAGAUGAUGGGCAAGCGUACGCAGUGUUACCUGUGCGAUCUGCCCAGGAUGCCCUGGGCCAUGAUAAUGGACUUCUCGGAACCGGUGUGCCGCGGCUGCGUCAACUACGAGGGCGCCGACCGCAUCGACCUCGUGCUCGAGUCGGCCAAGCAGCUGAAGAAGGCGUACGGUUUCCAGGACGCCAGACCGUCGUCCGCCUCCAAGACCUAUCGUACCACCGCCGGUCACACGGAGCACAACGGCGGUGGUACGAAUCUCGACGUGUUACCGAUCCAGAAUACCAGCCAGACUCACUCGCGUCACCACAACAUCGCCAGUUACUCGCAGCUGCACCAUCGCAACUCCAUCACCGAGUUCAACUCUGGCACAGCAGCCGCGGCUGCCCAGCAGCAGAUCAGCCGUCAACACGCCGGCGAGGAGGCCACCCAUGAGAUGGCUAACGGCAUGAGGAGCAACAAUGUGCGUCUGCCCAACGCCCAUCUGGCCGCUGUGGCGCAUCACGUGAACCUCGGCCACAAUCGCGGCAUCACCCAGCUCAAGCGCGGCAUCUCGGCCAUCGACGAGGACGAGCAUACCGAGAAGAGGCUGUCAUUGGAGGAGCAGCACCCGGUCAGGCCGCCAUUGACGCGCGGCGACUCCAUGCCGGCCGUCAGCCUCGCCGUCAGCUACAUCCCGGACAGAAACAAGGAGAAGCAUCCAGUGAGAGCGCCCAGUUUCGAGACCGCCACUACCUUCAAGGCCAACGGAGCAUAUGUUGGACCGUCCAUACCGUUGGCACCUGCCAACGUCGCGGCCAAUGGUGGAGGAUCGCCUCUUCGUCCGAGAACGAGUCCUCCACCACCGCCACCGCCGACGCAGGAAAGUGCCAACGAUAAUUCACAAUCGAAUCAUCAUCAGACCGCGGCGAACGGACCAUCACCGAUGGCCGCCCUAAUGUCAGUCGCUGAUAAUCUAACAUCACCGGAGCCCGUGCCACAGCCACCGAAUAAUCCCAGCCCCACUAAUAGAAGUCCGCCGACGACAGCCGCGACCGCUCAACAACGCAGCGCUUCUAGAGGCUCUCAGCAUAGCCCGAAUAGUACAGACAGUUAUGGCAGACGGUCCAGUAGUUCAAGGCAGGUGUCCUCGACAACCGUGACGACAUCCUCCGAGGGUGCGGUGGCUCAAGCUGCUGGCGCUGAACCGGUCUCGGCACCGACUCUGAAAUGUACGCUAUGUCAAGAGCGUCUGGAGGACACGCAUUUUGUUCAAUGUCCCAGCGUGCCGCACCACAAGUUUUGCUUCCCGUGUAGUCGGGACAGCAUAAAGAGGCAGGGUGCUGGUUCAGAGGUUUAUUGUCCGAGUGGCGAGAAAUGCCCGCUUGCGAACAGCCAAGUACCGUGGGCUUUCAUGCAGGGCGAGAUAGCCACUAUCUUGGGCGAGGAUACUGCGGGUACUGGGCUUAAGGUUAAGAAAGAGAGAGAAACUUAAAAAUUCUCUUUCAAUGUCUAUUCAGGGCUCAAAUUUUCUGUCCCCCUUUAUUCAGAGGGGCUAUUAUGGUUGGAACCAUGAAGGGUUUCGCCAAACGCUUUUGGUAACGGUGAUAAAUAGUCGUUGGCGAUAAGCGGAGGAAGCCAACGAACGACUCGAGCCAAAGACGUUGUCUGGUGCAGAUUCUCAUGAAGUUGUAAUGUCAUCCAUUAGAGAUGGGUGGGAGGGGGAGGAGGAAGUGGACGAUUCGGUUUUGUUUGAAGUCUAACGAUGCGUCUUGAUGUUAUGAUCGAUACCGUACGGUAUUUAUCGAUUGGUUUUGAGAAGAAGUCUUUGGCAAAUUGCAUGCUGGCGAUCGGUUGUUUUGCUGCUCAUGUAUAUACGGAUUUCGUAGAGAGCGGUUAAUUAACGCAAUGGAAGCAGCACAUUAUUUUUCGUGGAUUUUUAAUGAGAAAAGCAGCACACGUGUUUAAAAUAGCGACGGUGAACAACGAUGAUGAUGAUUUGUUGCCCGGUUUGGGUUUGUACUUAUAGGCUCGAUAUGCCUUUCUUCAUUGUCUCUUGUAAUCGCGGGCGUAAUCGCUCGCGUUUUUUCACACAAUACACAUACACUUACAUGCAUACAUAUGUGCGCACACACACACACACACACACACACACACACACACACACACACACACACACAAAUACAUGCACACAUUUCGAGAUAAACUCAUUGACUUGGUAUCGCGUAACGCACAUGCGGUCCGCAUUGUACUUUAUUUUUUUUCGCGCGUGUCCGUUUAGGAUGGUCGUGAUUUUAAUUAAUAACUAACGCGAAAGAUUGCAUCACCUUCAUGGUGAUCGCCGUCCUUUUUCUAUUUUUUUUGUUUGUAUACUCUUUCUACCCUAUACUUCGCUCGUUGUAUUAUAUAUUGAAACAUAUGGCAAAUAUUCUCGGACCCAGCGCACGGGUUUUCUGUACAUUGUGUAUAUGUGUACAUACCUACAUUAUAUUAAUAAAGCGUAUAACUAAAAAAAAAAAAUUUUAACGAUUUUUAAGUGUACAAAAGUCUAUGUAUUCGUUUUUGCGUUCUGUGUCUUUUUAAAUUAUUAUUAUCCUUUUCACUUCUCUUUUGUGUCUCUUCUUUUUCACUCUUUCCUUUUCUUUGUUCUCGCGAAUAAAGUUGUACGCUGUCAUUUCUCUGAAAGACUUUUUUUUUUCGUGUAGAGACACGCGACGCGUUUUCCUUCUCUAUUUUCGAUUUUUUGCUCGCGAGGGCACACGACGUUGCGUUUUAUUCGCGUUCUUUGUAAUCGCGCUCGUCCGGUCUUUCGGGGGGGAAAGAAAAAAAAAGUAGAAAAGUCACGCGAGAUACGUGACCACAUCGCGCUAUUCAGUCACUCGUAAAAAGCGAAUUAUAUAAUAUAAUGUUUGACUAUGCAACGUCCACUUUCGCCUUUAGUUUAUGCGCUAGACCUUUAGUCGAGGGCAUUUUGAUUUUUCAUUUUCACCGAUGAAAAAGGCACGCCCGUCAAAAUAGGAACCACAUACUCGCUAUGUCUAAAAGAUAAAAAAAGUGAAAGGAGAAAAAGGCAGGCAGGCAGGCAGGCAGGCAGAGACAACUCGCUGGAGGCGCCCGAGUAGGAUCUUUUUGCGUGCGACGAUCGAGCGAUUCUCUCGCGGAAAGAGGGACCCGUUCCCGGGCACGCGGGCGCGCGCGUAUAUCCUUUUGUAUAUAUUUGUACAAAAACAGAUCGGCACACAGUGAAAAGAGAGCAGUUGUCGGAAGUUGUCGCGGGGGGAAAA